AUGGCUGCUCAGACCUACAUUGCCAUCUCUGAGCUCCACCCAAACUUCUCCCACCCGACAGUGGCAGGUAUCAUCAUUGGGAAAACUGAUGUCAAAAGCUUUCCUGACAGAAAAACUAUUGGUGUAGACAGAUUCACUUUUAGCUUCACCAUUAAGGACUCAACUGACUUCUUCAUUAAUGUGUCGGCCUGGGGAAACGAUGCAUACAUCAACGGGCUGUCCAACAGCUUCAGCACUGGAGACUGUGUCAUCGUUGAAAACCCUUUAGUUACCAACAAAGACCCAGAGAAAGGGGACAGAUUCUGUCCCACAACACCAAGCCUCUACAGGCUGCUGGUGUCGGAGGCUCAUUCCCAGGUUUCUCUGUGUGCUGACAUGAGCACCAUCGACAGGCUGCUGCCACUGAUCCACCUGCCAGCGAAGGACUCCCGAGAUUUCUACUCUCUGGCAGACAUUGUGGCCAAUGGGCAGAAGCUGGAUGGCACAGUGAUAAAUAUACUGGCUGCAGUGAAAUCGAUUGGAGAGCUGAAGCAGUUCACCACUUCAGACAUGCGCAACGGGCAGAGGCUGGAAGUGAAGCUCUUUGAUGACUCGGUCUCUUCCUUUCCUCUCGUCUGCUGGGACAGAGAAGCCAUUCAGCUUGUGCAAACUAUGAUACCCAAGGAGACUGUGCUCUUCAUAGCUGAUGCAAAGAUUAGCUUUGACAGCUUUCGCGACGGCAUGACAGCAACCGUUAACUCGAAGACCAUUAUCACCGUCAAUCCUGACACCAGAGAGGCCAGUCUGCUGUUCAGCUAUGCUAAGGAAGUAUCUGAGUCUGGUGCUCUGGAUCAAGAUGAGAAGCCAGAAGACGUGCCAGUGGACUCCAUCACUGAUGUGUACACAGUGAGCCAGCUGAAGCAGAAGGCCCAGGAGAAUCCUGAAGCUUUCUUCGGCAUCACAUACAGCUUCAUGUCCAGGCUGGACAUCGACUCUUCUGUUUCAAAAGUCAUCAAGACGCGGUGCUCCAGGUGCAAGUUUCUGGUGACUGAGGAUGCACAGAGCUGCACCAACAUGUUGUGCUCAGGGAGGGAUCAGGCUCUUUUAGCCACCACAGGCUUCGACCUGCCGGUGGACAUCACAGACCACACCGGCACCCUGCAUGCCUGCAGCCUCAGGAGCCCUGUGGCAGAAAACAUACUUGGCUGUACGACCAAUGAGUUUACCAGUUUGAAUGAUAACGAGCGGACUGCGAUGAAGUGGAAAUUUCUUUUGGAGAGAUGCAAAAUAUAUGUCAAGAUAACCCCUUCCACCAAACUGAGAUCUGGGACCAGGGGGGUGGUCCUGGCCUGCUCGGUGGCGGACCCAGGAGAGGUGAAGCAGCACAUGUCGGCCCUGCUGCAGCGGCUGUGA
Molecule: messenger RNA, 1392 nt
Organism: Cyclopterus lumpus (lumpfish)
Lineage: Eukaryota; Metazoa; Chordata; Actinopteri; Perciformes; Cyclopteridae
Gene: meiob
Product: meiosis specific with OB-fold
Exons: 13
Coding region: 1-1392 (463 amino acids)
Biological process (GO): resolution of meiotic recombination intermediates
Molecular function (GO): single-stranded DNA 3'-5' DNA exonuclease activity; single-stranded DNA binding
Source: RefSeq, a predicted model, not a curated record